This is a messenger RNA of Meleagris gallopavo (turkey), 1250 nucleotides long. Lineage: Eukaryota; Metazoa; Chordata; Aves; Galliformes; Phasianidae. The record is from RefSeq and is a predicted model, not a curated record.
CCUUUUUCUCUUUUCAGUAUCCUCAGAGGAUCACAGGUAUGAUAGCGAUGUUACUAAGACACCAACUCCAAUCGAGAAGUUCCAAACAAGGAAUAUUACCAGAACAAACGCAACCACAAUCAAAGCAUAACUGCACAGAGGCAAAGCAGCCGGCUGCUAUCUGGAACACGUAAAACCAAACGCUGUUUAGCAGCAGCACGUUACAAACGCUGGAACCCCAGCCCGGCGCCGAGAACAUGGCCGCCGUCCCCCGCGGACUCCAUUUCCCAGGCGGCUCCGAGGCACGCGGCCGCCAGUGCCUGCCCGCCGCUGCGAGGGGCUGCCGGGACUCGUAGUGCUGGAGCGGAAGGAAAAUGGCGUCCCGGAUCCGUGUGGUGCUGCGGCCCGUGAAGAGUAUCGUAGUCCGCUUCUGUCCCUUCGAGUCCAACGUGGAGAGCACCAGAGGACCUCAGUGUCUCCAUGUAAACUUUUGUGUGUGGAACCAGGAGUUGGACUCGGUGAUCCUUAUGGUGCCCUUCUGGCUUGAAGUAUUCUGUAUAAGCAUCAGCAUCUGCCUUUACCAGCAGUCCCUGGAGAUGUACCUCUUAGAGCUGCUGAGCCCACAACUGAGAAGCUGCAGUUCCUCAUCCAAGUGGUGAUAGUGGGAGUCAAUAUUCUUGGUAAUUGUCUGUUGAGGAAAUCUAAGUGAUUAUGCUUCUUGAGGGAUGUAAGCUCUGCACCAGAGGAUUGUAAAGUGCCAUUCUGCAAUAGAUUUACAGACAUGUCUACUUUUGAAAUGCACUAUUAUCACAACUUAGCUUGAAAUGUCUUUAAACUGCCAGAAUGUGAGCUGGAUGGUAUGUUUUUCACAUAUCUACAGAAGAUGUACUGAAGAUGUAUAAAUAAAUGCUGUCUCAAACUCAAACAAUAAAACAGUGGUAAGCAAGCAGUGUAUAAAGAAAAAUGUAAGUUGCCUUGCUGACUCUUAUUACCUCAUCAGAGAAAUUCAGAAAGUGUAUGCACUGAAAUUUUCCAAAAUUCUUUGGUAUACUUUUUACAUAUUAGCAUAUAAGAAGUCCACUAGUAUGUAAGUAAUCAUCUGGAUUGCUGCCUGCUAAGACGUGCAUGUCUGACAUUAUUGAAUAUAAAUCCUAUUCUGUUUAUACUUUUGUCAACCAGCAAUGUCAAACUAUUCAAAUAUGUUUUUGAUGCAUGUUGUACAUUUACUGUAAUUUCUAAAUGCGGUGCACUCAGUGUAUUUUAAAAUAUAU